Messenger RNA from Camponotus floridanus (Florida carpenter ant), 6881 nucleotides. RefSeq names its product HEAT repeat-containing protein 5B. Gene Ontology annotation, biological process: retrograde transport, endosome to Golgi; endocytosis; intracellular protein localization. The record is from RefSeq and is a predicted model, not a curated record. Bases 346 to 6591 code for a protein of 2081 amino acids. Lineage: Eukaryota; Metazoa; Arthropoda; Insecta; Hymenoptera; Formicidae. The transcript is spliced from 34 exons. Gene Ontology annotation, cellular component: Golgi apparatus; membrane; endocytic vesicle.
AGCCUAAUCUAUCCCAACCUUGCGUUACAAUUUGUCAUCUGUGUGUGAAGAAAACCGAGUUCGUCGUUCGCGUCGCAAUAAUUCAUAUUCGCGAGCGAUGCACGUUGGAUAAUGUUGUCAGCGGUGUCUUGAAAUAUCGUCUUGCACGAGAGAAUUUUUCCAAACGUGCGUUUAAUCGUCGACGUCCAGUUUUACACGAGCGUGAUGGAGUGUCAGCCUACGCCAAAGAUAUGUGGUGUGCGAUAAAAAUGUCUCUGCUCACUGAGCGAUAAGAUUCAGUUUUCCACGGAGAAGAGUGAGUGAUAUUUGAGAGCAACCUGUGCAUAUGUGCGUCUACUUAAAACGAUGAUGGAGUUGAGUCAUAGUUUGACCCUCAAUGAGGAUGCCCUUAAUCAAAUUCCGGAAGCUAAGCGGCCGGUUUUCAUUUUCGAGUGGUUGCGCUUCCUGGACAAAGUUCUAGUUGCUGCUCAAAAGAAUGAUAUUAAAGAAUGUCAGCAAAAGUUAGUGGAGCAAUUGACCAGACACAUGCAAGGAGCUCCUGGACCACCCACACGACGUCUCAUAGCAAGAUGUCUCGCUACUCUAUUUAGCGUUGGCGAUACAUUCUUGCUCUUUGAUACUGUCAACAAAUGCAAUGACAUCUUGAGAAAUAAAGAUGAUUCACCGAGCUUUUUACCCACAAAAUUAGCUGCUAUUUGUUGUGUGGGAUGCAUGUAUGAAAAACUAGGAAGAAUGAUGGGCAGAUCAUACGAGGAAACUGUGCAGAUCCUAAUAAAAUCAUUGCGUUCUGCUGAAUCGCAAAUGCGAAUAGAAAUUAUGUACACAUUGGAAAAGGUAUGUGCUGGGAUGGGAUCGGCAAUAACUAAUGUGCAUAAGGAGAUAUACAAAGUUUCCAGGCAUUAUCUGACUGAUAGAGUGAUGGCAGUGAGAUGCGCUGCUGCCAAGUGUUUGUUGGAAAUGUUGAAUCACGCUCCGUUUUUAUAUACAACUGAAAUUGAAAGCGUUGCGACAUUAUGCUUUCGAGCAUUUGAAGGCUCAAAUUACGAAGUGAGAUGUUCUGUCGCUAAAUUAUUGGGCACUUUGGUGGCGAUGACACAGCUACCUUCGCCCAAGAUAAAAAAUCCUACAGUCACGCACAAUAAGGGCAUUAGACAAACGUCGCUCGAAGAAGUGUUAAACAUCCUGAUGUCUGGAUUUUUGAGAGGUGGCGUUGGCUUUUUGAAAGGAACCGGCGAGAUAAUAAAAGGUAGCUCCAGCGUAAACAGAGAAGUGCGAGUUGGAGUGACACAUGCAUACGUGGUGUUUGUACAAAUGCUGGGUGGCACUUGGCUGGAACGUAAUAUCGGUGCGCUAAUUGCUCACGUUCUAGACCUAGUUACAAAUCCGAAAGCCGCUAGCUCGCAUGUUGAAGCGGUAUAUUCACGCAAAUGUGUAAAUUUCAUAUUACGCGGUACUGUCGGCAAGCUAUUAGGAGAAGGCGCUCAAGCUGCCGCUUGCAAGGAGAUAGCGCAUAUUAUUCUGAAGCAAAUGAAUUCCAUCGAUUUCAGUCCGGAAAAUGCCAAGGAUUGCAAUCAAGAGACGUUAUUCAGCCAGCAUUUGUUAGUGUGUGCAUUACAAGAAAUGGGUUGUCUAAUACUGGGAUUAGGUACCACAGCCACAAAUCUAUUAUCCGACCAAUCUUUAAAUCUGAUCGAUACUGUAAUGGCCGUCCUAGUACAUCCGUGUCAAGCCGCUAGAUUGGCAGCUUCUUGGUGUUUACGGUGCAUAUGCGUCGCAGUACCAAGUCAAAUAACGCCGUUAAUCGAUCGAUGCGUCGAUGGGAUUGAGAAUAUGCGUAGUUCACCAGAAGCUAUAGCCGGUUAUAGCAGCGCUCUCGCUGCGGUUCUAGGAAGCGUUCGUCUGUCACCCUUAGGUGUUCCUCAUACUAAAGGAAAGAUAAUUUUCAAUACGGCGGAAGAACUCUUGAGAAGCGCUAGUCAAAAUAGUCGUUUAUCUUUAAAUCGCACACACGCAGGAUGGCUCUUGAUAGGAGCAAUAAUGACUCUAGGUACGGCAGUGGUGAAAGGCUUAUUGCCGAGAAUGUUACUCCUAUGGAGAAAUUCUUUUCCCCGCUCGAACAAAGAGCUCGAAAGCGAGAAGGCACGCGGUGAUGCUUUCACGUGGCAGGUAACUCUGGAAGGACGUGCCGGUGCGCUGUCCGCUAUGUAUAGCUUUCUGUUACACUGCCCGGAACUUCUGAAUGACGAUAUCACACGACGAUUACUUACGCCGAUCGAGUCCGCUCUGGCGAUGUUGACAAAUUUAUCACCCGUUUUGAAGAAUUACGGUCAACAAUUAAAAGCUCCCGCAGCUAUGGUUCGUUUGCGCUUAUACGAAACAUUAUUCCUCCUACCGCCGCAAACGUUCGAAGGCUCCUACACGCAUCUUCUAAGAAUGCUGGUGUCAGAGUUCACGCUUACGGACAAUCCUGGGAAUACGACUACUUCUUUAUUGCGUGUAGUUUGCCAUGCUAAUGAUUCUGUGAUUCUCGGUACAUGGCUGCAGGAGACUGAUCAUCGUACGAUAGAAGAUCAAAUGGAACCAAAUAGAAGGGCAGAUUUGGAACAUCUUCAACCAAAUAGCGCUGCAGGAUCUGGAGCAUUGGAACAUAAUACAUGCUGCCUUUAUAGACCAAUGCCAUGUAUUGAAAUAAUACCUGGUCCUUUACCGUUGGGCGUAGCGGUGAUUGAUUUAUCGGUCGCGUUAUUCGGCCAGAUAUUUCCGCGUGUAGCAAAUAAGCACAGACUGCAGAUGCUGGAUCACUUUAGCGAAUGCAUAAAACACACCAAGUCCGGAAGACAGGAGGCGAUACAGAUGAACGUGUUCACGGCUGUAUUGAGCGGCUUGAAAGGUCUCAACGAGGCAAAGACAGGUUUUGGACAAGAGGACGUCAAGAAAUCCGCCACUAAUCUUAUCAUUAGUACAUUAGUCAGUGGCAAUCCUAUUUUACGAUGGGCGGCGGGAGAAGCAGUCGGCCGAAUGGCCCAAGUAAUCUCCGAUCCUAAGUUCACCGCUGAAUUGGCGCAGACUAGUUUCGAUCGUCUGAAAUCAGCUCGCGAUGUUGCCAGCAGAACCGGCCAUUCGUUAGCGUUAGGCUGCCUCCACAAGUAUGUCGGUGGCAUGGGUUCCAGUCAGCAUCUCAACACUAGUGUCAGCAUUUUACUUGCACUUGCUCAGGAUAAUUCGUCUCCUGUAGUACAAGUUUGGGCACUGCACGCUUUGGCUCUGAUAGCUGAUUCUGGUGGACCAAUGUUCAGGGGUUAUGUGGAGCCUACUCUAUCCUUGGCACUGACCCUUCUUCUCAAUGUUCCUCACUCUUACAUCGAUGUGCAUCAAUGCAUCGGAAAGGUUUUAUCAGCACUUAUCACGACGAUAGGACCAGAAUUACAAGGCAAUACAUCAACGAUUUGCAUGGCACGGUCGUCAUUUUUAUGCGCAUGUGCCAUCAUGCAGGAUCAUCAGGAUCCGCUCGUUCAAGCCGAAGCAACUGGUUGUCUUCAACAAUUGCAUCUCUUUGCACCUAGACAUGUCAAUUUGUCUUCUCUCGUUCCUACAUUAUGUCGUACUCUAUCGAGUAAUCAUUUACUUUUACGUAAAGCUGCGAUAUCAUGCCUUCGACAACUUGCUCAGCGCGAAGCUAAGGAAGUGUGUGAGCAUGCGAUGACAUUGGCCAACGAAAGUAGAGAUACUAAUAUAGUAGAGGGUCUCAUCAUUACCGAGACCGGGUUACCGGGCGUGCUCUUCAGUAUGCUGGAUACAGAAACUGAUAGUAAACUAAUUAAAGACAUUCAUGAUACUUUGACGAGCAUGUUGCACAUAUUAUCUGCCGACAAUCUGUCUCAAUGGUUGUCGUUGUGCAAAGAUGUUCUCACAAUAGCUUCAGAAUCCAGUACAGUCGAGGAAGGUAACACGGCGAAUGCGGAUGACAGCGCCACUGAUAAUGAAUCAGCCGACGCGGAGGGUGACGACGAUCAGGCUGAAUUCCACGCUGACGAAUCCAAGCAGCGGCCGUCCAUCACCCCGAGAUGGCCGACCAGAGUCUUUGCAGCGCAAUGCGUUAGACGCAUUGUCGCAGCCUGUAUGAACAAUAAACAGGCGCAUUUUGAUCUUGCUUUGGCCAAAGAAAUGCAGCUGUCUAAGGGAAAAGGAGAUUUUCUGGUGCUACAUUUAUCAGAUCUGGUGCGCAUGGCGUUUAUGGCUGCAACAAGUGAUUGUGACCCAUUGCGACUCGAAGGUCUGAAAACCCUGCAAGAGAUUAUUGACAAAUUUGCUAAAGUUCCCGAACCGGAAUUUCCCGGGCACUUAUUGCUCGAGCAGUUUCAGGCACAGGUUGGAGCUGCUUUAAGACCAGCGUUUUCCGCAGAAACUCCGUCACAUGUUACAGCCGCGGCUUGCGAGGCUUGUAGCGCAUGGAUCGGCAGCGGGGUCGCCAGGGAUCUCAAUGACUUGCGAAGAGUCCAUCAGUUGCUCGUAUCGUCCUUGGAAAAAUUACGGGAGGGUAACACUCGGCCUCAACUUUAUAACGAAAGUUUAUCAACGCUGGAAAGAUUGGCGAUUCUAAAAGCGUGGGCAGAGGUAUAUGUAGUCGCAAUGAUACGAGAUGGAUCCGCGCUAAAUAGCAAGGAUACGACUAAUCGAAAUGGGAAUCAAUCCGACGAAAGAGCCAACGAAGAGGAUUUUGGAGAAUUUGAAUUUCAGAGUGAAAGUCUAUUAAGUCUCGUCCAGCCGGAACUUUUGAGUCUGAGUCAACAUUGGCUAUCUGCAUUGCGGGAUCAUGCAUUGCUAUCUUUGCCACCAGAAUUCUCAAGUCAAUUGCCACAUGAUGGAGGUGCCUUUUAUACAACGGACACUAUGGAAUCCGCGCGUCCUCAUUAUGUAGAAUCAUGGGCGCCAAUUCUUCACGCUGCUACUCUCUGGCUCAAUGCGAGAGGAUUCGAGAUGGGUGAUAGCCACGAAAAAACAACAGCAAAUGCCAACAAUAACAAUCCUAACAAUAAUAACAAUAACGAUGAAGCUACCACCUCUAGAACUAAUAUGAAUGUUGAACGUUUUCAUUUGUUAUUUGGUAUAUGUAUGGAAGCUUUAUGUAGUCCUCGCUCUUCCGAAUCUCCACAAAAUAUAGAGACGUGCUUAAAUGCUUUAUACACGCUACUCGAUUCAACGUGGGCACGUAAAGUUUUUAUCGCGGACUGUUCCUUACCCAUUGAAUUAUGUAAUGUUCUUCAUAGAUUGCUUUUAACGCGGGAGAGUUAUGUCAUCCAAAUGAUAGUAAUGGAGGUGCUGAAACAAGUGAUGAAAGCAGCGCAGGAAGAUUUGGCUGCGAGGAAAAAAUUGAAGCUCCGAGAUACUACAUCGGCGAAUGAAGAAAAUGAAAUGUCGGAAGUAGAUUUACUGGGCGAAGGAAAAGAAAACGGUGAACUCGUACCGGGCAAAUCAUUAGUGUUCGCCAUUCUGGAAGUGUGCUUAUGUCUCUUAGUACGACAGAUACCAGCAUUGAAUCCGAAUCCGGGCGGUGCUACUGCUAUCCUUUCUCAAAAGGGAUACGUUCCGUCAGAAGAGAGCGGCAAGCUGAUCUCGUUGUCUCUCAAUAUAAUGGAAUCUCUUCCCAUCUUAUGUUCUCCACAAGGGGCAAUAGCGAUUCUGCCAACAUUGUUGUAUUUGGCGACAGGCGUGAUACGAGAAACCGCGGUGCGCACGGAUAACGAAAACAUCAAACCCGGUGCGGAAGCGCCGGUUCAUGCCGCAUUGCACUGCGUCAAAAGUCUUACCAAUAACAAGUAUGCUCGGGAUCACAGGAGUCAGGAACAAUGGACUGGAUUAUUGCGAAGCGCACUUGCCAAAAUUAUCGAUCUGGCCAAAACAGGUAAUGAUGAAACGAAAAUGGAUGAGGUAGCUAUGAUGCUGGGUAUCGCGGUAUUCGUGUUACACGCGUCGCCAGAGGUAGUAAACGCUCCGAAUCUUCAAUUCCCAUGCAUCAAUCACUUCCGACACGCGUUCCAAUCUGAGAAUCUGACAAUAAGACUGAAAUGCGUGCAAACAUUAAGAACGAUAUUUCUGCAUCCGGAACGUAAUAUAAGUACUCCAUAUAUUCACGCGCUUGCACCACGACUGGUAGAAUACCUAUACAGCGAUAAGAGCAAGCAGGUCAUAAACGAUAUGGAAUUGACCUUCACAUUGGAAUGUAUCAGUACAGUAGAGGCUCUUAUAGGACUUGCCGAUCUUUCUAAUCGUAUUCAAAUGCUGACUCUGCUCGUGCCAAUUUUAAUCAACUAUUUGCUGGAAGGAGACGAGCUUCAACGCGCCACUAAGUAUCAAGCGAGUCUCCAUCAACAGAGUUUUCAAUGGCUCAAUAAGAUUGGGCCAAAAUAUCCGCAGGAAUUUAAGACGCUAAUGUCACAAUCUACCGAGCUAAAGAUUAAAUUGGAAAACGCUGUGAGAACUAACCAUCAACAAGCGCAGCGACAUACUCGAUCGGUUGAUUCUGUGAAGCCACAAAUCAAGAUAUCUGCACCAUCAAUAAAAUUGAAAACCGAUUUCUCCAACUUCAAUUAGAAAUAAAUAAUCUGUUAUAAAUCUAUUAGAAUCGUGUAAAAAAUAUUAACGAUACUAAUGAUAUUAACGAUUCUGUCGCAAUAGUAACAUAUUUGCAUAAAGACGACUGACUUUAAUAAUUAUCGAUCAGGAAUGAAUAGAAUUAAUCACUCUUUGUAUAACAUAUUAGCAUCGUGAUAAUUAUAAAGUGAUAUCUUGCUGUUAGAGAAUCUUACUCAACCGUACUUAGAAGUAUAAAGAAAUUAGUAAUAUUAUGGCGGAUAUCAGGGAUAGUUAAAAAAAAAGAUGGA